AACGGUCUUACAUACUUUGUACGUACCUUUUUAUGAGCAUUUGUAUUUUUUUUUUUUGUUCCAUUUUAUUACUUGUUUUUUAAUUGUUGUUUACUUUUUGAUCUUCAAAUGCAGUGUCGUGCUUUUGAUUCUUUUAUGCAAGAGACUAUGAGAUGUCGUGAUUUUGAUCGUCUCCACCAUUGGCAAACAUCAACUCUUUACUUCCCUUGGAGAAGCAAGGACAACAAUUUUGAUUGUGGUGUCUAUGCAAUCAAAACCAUGGAGCUGUAUGACGGUCAAAAUACUAACCAUGUUGCACUUGUUGACCUGAAAAGGGCAGCCACCAAAAACCUUGAGCGGUGUAGGCUUGCUCUUCGUCUUGUGGACCAUCCUUUAAACAAACUGAGAGAGAAAGUGAAGCAUGACUGUUAUGUUUGGUCUGCAAAGAAACCUGAACUGAUGGCAAGACAGAAGAUAAGGAAGGAUAAAGAGGCUGUUCUAGAUAAAUUAGCAUUUAAUCGAUCAAAGAAGACGAAUAGAAAAGAAGCACACAUUUUACGGCGAAGGAGGGAUCAUGAGGCGAAAGUAGAAGAUGUGUUGAAUAAUAAUUUUGGAGACAAAGUGAAAAUAGAGCAACUGUUGAAAUUUCAUUAUUCUUAGGUGCCAAACUUUUUUUUAUUAUUAUUAUAAUGUACAGUAGAAAUAGCACACCAUUAAAUUUUGCAAUGUACAGUAGAAAUAGCACAGAACUCAUUUUACAUUUUAUAUCUGUGUUCUUUAAUGAAUUGUACAUUUACACUUACUUUGAAUGGAAUACAUUUGUGUAAAUGAAGUUGUUUGAAAAUUAAUUG
Molecule: messenger RNA, 830 nt
Organism: Beta vulgaris subsp. vulgaris (sugar beet)
Lineage: Eukaryota; Viridiplantae; Streptophyta; Magnoliopsida; Caryophyllales; Amaranthaceae
Exons: 2
Coding region: 109-639 (176 amino acids)
Source: RefSeq, a predicted model, not a curated record